Molecule: messenger RNA, 1404 nt
Organism: Asparagus officinalis (garden asparagus)
Lineage: Eukaryota; Viridiplantae; Streptophyta; Magnoliopsida; Asparagales; Asparagaceae
Exons: 1
Coding region: 1-1404 (467 amino acids)
Source: RefSeq, a predicted model, not a curated record
AUGGUCUAUAAAAAUCGGGUAAAAUUCAAGCCUGUAAAAACUAAUACAACCAACUACUAUGUAAAAUGUUAUUUCAACGAGAAGAAUGAAGUAGAGCAUGCAAAUGAGCAAGAUGAGAGAAACAGGAAAUGUCCUUGGUUGCUAAAUGCCGCUGUGAGGAAAUCAACAAAUGGGCAAUUUGUAAUAUCUAGAUAUUGCGGGCUUCAUACAUGUUGCAAUCCGUCGGUGGACGUCGAUCAUUAUUCUGCAUCUUCCUCUUAUAUAUGUAAGCUAAUUAUGCCUGAAGUUAGAGCUGAACUUGAUCUAAAUGCAAGUCAGAUAUUUCAAAGGGUAUAUGAUAUGCGAGGCAUUAAGAUAUCUAAAUAUAAGGCAUAUGAUGCAAGGAGGAAAGCGUUGUCGAAAAUAUUUGGAGAUUGGGAAAAAUCUUAUGAAUUACUUCCACAGUAUCUUGAAGCUAUCAAGCGAAAUAAUCCGGGUACUGAAUAUGAAAUAUUGUCUGAAGAGAUUGCACCGGGGAUGGAGAGGUUCACUCGAGUAUUUUGGGCAUUUGGUCCGGCUAUUAAGGGCUUCACUUUUUGUCGUCCGUUAUUGAGCAUUGACGGUACACAUCUAUAUGGCAAGUACAAAGGCGUGCUUCUUGUGGCGACCGGUGUAGAUGCAAAUGGCGGUUUAUUUCCUCUAGCAUUUGCAGUUGUGGAGGUAGAGGAUACUUCUAGUUGGAAGUGGUUCUUUGAACUUAUAUACAAGUGGAUUCCUAGUGUCCGUGCGCCCAGAUUAAUUACUUUUAUCUCAGAUAGGAUGAAAGGAAUUAUAAGGGCAUUACAUGAGGGUUUUGGUGCACCACAUCACCAUCGAUAUUGUUUGAGGCAUAUAAGAGAUAAUUUUAAGAAAAAACACGGUGAGAUUAAUUUGCAAAAUCUUUUGUGGCAAGCUGGGUGUGCAACCGAUACAUUAGUGUAUGAACAUUGUAGAGAGAAGAUCAAGUCUUUGUCAUUAGAUGCACAUAAUUGGAUUGAACAUAACUUGAAGCCUCAAUUCGAGCAUCGAUGGGCAUUAUGUAAGGAUGAGGGUGUGCGGUUUUGCAUGAUGACAACUAAUUGCUCCGAGAGCUUUAACGGCGUUCUUAAAGGAGCACGAGCUAUGCCAAUACAAUCAUUGGUUGCAAGAACGUUCUAUAGGCUAAACUCAUACUUCAACAAAAGGCGUGAGGACGGUGUAGACUGGACAACGCGUUACACACCAAAGAAUGAGUCUAUUUUGCAUAGAAGAAUUGAGGCGGCAAGAUUAUGUCAAAUUACUGUAUUCAAUGACAAUGAAUGGCAGGUACAUGAUUAUGAUGGUAUCUACACCGUUAAACUGUUUGAUGUUGAUUGCACUUGCACAUGUAACAUACCACAACUUUAA